CCAAUAGAAAGUACAACAUGGCGACUGUUUACAAUUUGAAAUGGAGUCUGACCGUGGGAAUAAUUCUGCUCUCAUUCAAUCUGACUUUGGCACAAGUUCCCAUCACACCGCCCCCGUUAGGACCAAAGCCGGUGGUCUCCAACGGGAUAGUGUACAAUCUGUUUCACCUACACAUGGUCCCGGAGAUCUGUCGGCGUCCGUACGUGCUAGAGAAAGUUAACUUUGAAUUUGGUGUUGUUAUCAAAAAAGAGGAAAAAAGGGCGAUAAUGAAAUCAGGUAGUCCCUAUAAGAUGAGGGGAAACAUAGAGCUGGAACCAAGCAGCUGUCUGUGGAUUGAACCUGGCACCAUCUUCCACUUCAGUUCUGGCUAUGGCUUUAUUGUUAAUGGAACACUUAUAGCAAGGGGAAGCGAGGAGGAUGGUGGACGUAUCGUUAUGACACGAGACCCAGACAAAAUCGACCCGUCGGAAGCACCGUUCCCAGACGAUGCUCGACUGGUGGAUGGCAACACGACGACAGAUGGACAGCUACAGCUGAUGUAUAGGGGGCGCUGGAGGGGCGUGUGUACAAACUUCGUAAAUUAUACAAAGAUAGAUGCUAACGUUACCUGUCGACACCUGGGCUUUGUGUGGGGCAACUUCACCUACCACUCCUUUUCUCGGAACAAGACCGACUACAUGUUGUUUGAGCGUCCAGACUGUUCCGGAUCAGAAAAUAGCCUCUUUGAUUGUCCGGGAAAACUCAACAUCCGAGUUGGGGCCAAUAUCUGUGAUGGACAGCAGGUGAUAGGUUUCCAGUGUGAAGGGCUCCGUCCGGAUCUGGCUCGGACUCACUGGAGGGGACUGGAGUUUUACAACGCCACGCUACAGUUCGUGAAAGACCAGAAUCUGAACAGGACAGAGACGUACUCCUGGCUGGAGUACCUGGACGUCUGGUACGCGGGACGGGACACCUACAGAGGGGGUGACAUGGUGCACGGCCGGGCCUCGGUGUCGGCUAGCCCCCACGUACCACUGAUGAACAAUGUGUCCAUCAUGUAUGGGGCGUACGAUGGAUUGAACUUGACUGAGUUGAGGGGGCGUGUUCACAUUGCUAACAGCACUGUCUCCUUUAAUCGAGGUUACGGAGCAUUCAUUAAGACUGCGGUGGGUCAGGUGUUGAUAAAUAUGACCAACAUGGACAAUAACUGGGGCGAUGGAGUCAAGAUGUACAUGACAAACUACACCAUCCACUCCUUCCAGAAAGAUUACCCCAACACCUACUCUUUUUGUCGAAGCAAUGCUUUGGCCUUCCCACGAUUCCCUAUAACCAUUUAUGAGAACAUAAUUGACGAGAGAGGACAGAAACCUCAGUUCGACAGUUAUGAUUGUCAGAAGAGUUACAGUACAGUGGACAAGAAGAGGUUGUCCCUCCACUUCUUCCUAAUGGAGCGAGAUGAGAAGGCCUCCGGAACCAUCACAGUUUAUGACGGCACUUCCACCAUGAGUUCAGUCCUCGGGGUUUUCCCAGUCUCCAAUGGGUCAUUCCCGCAGUCUGUAACGACUUCUGGGAAGAGCAUUACUAUCAGGUUUCAGUACAGACUUCCACCAGAACCGACUAUCCCAGGACAACACCGAUGUAAAAACUACCGGGCAUGUCUGAGAUUCUUGCUUGAUCUCGUCUCAUAUGACGGACUGGACGAAGAGCUUCGGUUCAUUAACUCCUCGGCCAGUAACAACACGGGGUACGGCGUAAACGUCCAGGACAUGCGCUGUAAGGUCUCCCUCAACUCGUCUGUGGUCUCCGACAAUAACUACGGGGCCGGUGUCAGAGUCUACCAAGGGGCGGGUGAAAUCUCCAUCAACAACUCCAGGGUGGAAAGGAAUGAAAGAAGUGGAGUGAACAUAACGUACGCUGGAGGCUACCAGCUGGUCAACAAUUCGUUUAUCUGUGAAAACCAUGGUUACGGCGUCAUUACAGAGUACGAUCGGCUGAAUAAUACGCGAAUACAGCAUUCCCAAAAAAUGGAAGUGGCGAAAGCUAAGUUUUUCUUCAAUGAGUGGAUUGCCUUCAGGGUGGGAAACUACUGUAAGGAGGCCAUGAUUCUUGUGAAUGAGAGCCACUUCAAGUAUAAUUAUGAUGAAGCCAUUGAAUUUCUAUCCUGUAACUUUACGAAGAGUCCCCAGAAAAAUGUCAAUUUUAGUUUAGCUUACAACGAGUUUGACGGGAAUAAGAGACAUGGGAUUCUGAUGUCACCCCUGAUUAACACGAUCGGAAUUAUAACAAAUAAUACAUUCAUGAAUCACAGUUUAGGAGCCUUGCGAAUUGACAAUGGUUACGAUCUACUUGUCAGCAAGUGGUAUGCGAAAUUUGCAGUGAACUACAGAAUUUUUGAAAACACUUUCAAAGAAAACCAGGGGAGGUACUGUGUAAGUCUACGAUUGACCCAGAAUGCUCCGAACCAGCAUAUGGAAUAUAAGUUUAACAAAGUUAUAGGGAACGCUAUAAAUGACACAUCUCCAUACUUGAAUCCUCGAAGUCACGCUAAUGCUCCGAUCAUUGUGUCCUCCAGUAACAUCGUAGUUCAGAGAAAUCACAUCUAUAACCCUGAUUCUGUAAGAGACAUCGCUACACACCUUGUUGACCCGUCGGUGAUAAUUAAUGGCAGUCUGAAUUGGUGGGAGACGAUUGAACAUAGGAUUAUCUAUGAUCGACUAUUUGAUAGAGAUGAUCGUUAUAACCUGGCACAAAUGACUUACUAUCCUGUGUUAAAGGAUGGCUGGCUGUAUGGGGAUAAAACAACCAUCACUGACACAGAGUACAGAUGGCCCUUCCAGAGGGAAAAUAAAAUCGGGGGAAUCCUUGAUGUGGAGGGGUUUACCACAGACCCCGACACAAAGCUGUACUACGUUGACAGGGAUAUAUUCAUAGUUCCCGGUGCUGUCCUAAAAAUAAACCCAGGAACCACCCUGCUGUUUGAGAAUUCCAUCGGCAUGGUGAUUCACGGUCGAAUGAUUGCUGAUGGAGUAAGUUCGAACACGCCCAUUUUGUUCACCCUGAAUGAACCAGUGAACGAGACAGAGAUAAGCAACAGAACAGAUGCUGUGAGGCUGGUCGAGGGUCGAGAUGCAUAUGAGGGUCGUUUAGAGGUCAAUAUCAACGGUCGCUGGGGAGCAGUCUGUAAAAAUGGGUGGAUCCAAGAGAAUGCGAUGGUGGUUUGUCAGCAGCUGGGCCUGACUUAUCACCCUGACUUUGGACUGGUUCACCAGCAGGUCCGGUCGUCCUCCGUCAUUGAGCUGAGUUCUGUCACCUGUACUAACCUUGACACGGAUAUUAGGGAGUGUCACUCCAUCAAACGAGGUGACUUUGAUUGUCAGUUUGACAAUGUGGUCUACCUCAGGUGUCAGAAACCAACUUGGUCAGGCAUCACUAUCCCUGCCAUCCCAACGUACGGCCAAAUACACGACACACUGAUAAAGCAUUUGAUCAUACAGAAGGCAGGUCAGCUGGACUAUCAGGCCAUGACCUUCACCCCUGCCCUUCGCAUCGACUACAAUUUUUACAAGAUCACCGCCCUACAGGUCACAGACUCAGUCUCUGAUGGAGUGAACAUCAAAUACGCCAACCCGUUCACCGAGAAUCUCUUUGAGAAAUGUCACUUUGUGAGAAACCUAGGCAACGGCUUCCUCACCAGGAGCCCAUUCCUAAAAAUCACGGAGUCCACGAUGAACGAUAACCAGAAAGGAGGCUUUGUGUACGAUCCAUUCUUCACAGAAUACGAGGCACUUAGUGUCAGAAAUUUUCUCCAUCAGAGCCGCAUGGUGUACUUUCAAACAAGAGAUUACCAGCUGGGAGAUAACUCGAUGGCCUUCAUUAUAUCUCAGCCAGGUAUACAGGCCGAGAAUCGAACAUACACCAUGCAGCUGUCCGUCAGCAGUUCUAAUUAUAGAAUCACCCUCCAGCUACUGGACUACAAUCCGCUGACCAAUGUGGAGAAAGUGACGAUUUAUAACUCUAACAGGAACAGCAUUUCUCCCACAACAGUCAAAUGGGAGAUCGAAGAGGACCUGGUGGACUUCCCGAUUACAUCUAAGGGAGAUAACUACCUCACCAUCCAGGUCGUUGUAAGGGGAGUCCAAUCUGGACGACUAGCAUUUGCUGCUCACUCCCGACAAUAUUCCACUGCCCCCAUAAAUUCAUUGAUUGACGUCCAUUUUGCCACAGUCAACAACAACUACCAAGGCAUUGUAACCAAACACUACAACAAUCCGUCCAAUGAAAAACUAGAGAUUUUCCAUCGCGUGGCAGAGGAAGAAAUUCGCUUCACUAAGGUCGAUAUCAAAGAAAACCAGAUGGAGGCUAUGUACAUUCCCAGUCUGACUAAGUACCAUGAGCAUCUGAUCCCAACCCAGGAGGAAAUGACAAGACCUGAAAGACUGGGUCAGAUCACUUACGUGCUUGAUCAGUGUACUGUACAGAACAAUGGGAAAGCCAUCAUAGCAGACCACAAUCAUGUGGACUUCUCAAACAAUGUGUGGAAGUGGAAGAUUCAGGCCUCCUCAGUCAGAGAUAACAAGUAUGGUGGAUUGGAAGUGGAGCUUCCACGGGUGAACGACAUCCGUGAGAAGAACAAGUGGCAUUCAGUGCAGGUCAAUCAGUCAACCUUUGAGAAUAACAAAAACUUUGCCUUCACUGUGAAUGGUUACUAUGCCGAUGUGGAGGUCAGUUACUGCAGGUUCGCUGAUAAUGCUUGUCGCAGGGGACUGGUUCUGUUGGGUGGAAUGGAAAAAGACCUGGUCAUCUACAACAACGAAAUGAUAAACAAUCAAGGGAAAUAUGCCAUGCAGAUAGACAUGCAAAGUCAUGCAGAAUAUAAUAAGCCUAAAGCCUUCUGCCACUAUAACAACAUAAAAGGCAAUAGACCAGGGCCCAACUGGUCGUUAAAUGUAGACUACACCCCGUCAACCUAUGCAGUUUCUGUGUACGGAGUCCAGAACAUAACCCUCAAAAGAAACUUGAUCCACAACCCCGACUACCAGUAUGAACUGAUCGCCGGGGUUACCUCCCUGUCCCUGGAAAACAAGAUGAAUGUGAAGGAGAACUGGUGGGGGACUGCCAUACAAGCCCAAAUCAUUGAGAGAAUAUUUGACUUUGAUGACUGGAACAACUAUGCAAUAGCUGACUACUUUCCCCAGCUCACAGCUGACAAUGUGAAUAGCCUACCAUCAACAGGGACACAGAUUGAAAGUGGGUUUAACUUCCCCUCACUCAAAGGGAGAAUUACCAAAAACAUGGCUCUGGCCGGUUCCUCUACCUACUAUGUCAUCGCCGAUGUUACAGUGAUGCCCAAUGCUAAACUGACUAUCGAGCCGGGAACCAGACUCCAGUUUUAUCCCAAUGUGGGUAUUCUGGUUCUUGGACAGCUUGUUGCUAGGGGACUGCCAUACAGUAGAAUUUCUUUCCGACCGGUUGUUCCGGGACCAAACAUCCCAAAACCUCUUCCUGAGAUUGUCACUCAGAACUUCUACUCCAACACCAUGAGACUGAAGCGAGACUCUGAGGGAGAAAUCCCAGCAAACGAGGGGUUCCUAGAGCUGUAUAACUCUUCGUCCAGUUCCUGGAAUUUGAUGUGUGAUAAUCAGUUCAACAGAAAGACAGCUGAGGUGGUGUGCCGGGGUCUGGGAAUGGAGACUCUCAAUGUGGAUGUGAGGUUCACCCACCUGUACGACCACUUUGUUUACAAGAAGCCCAUGUACUUUGUCAAGGAGUUCUGGACUUACUCCUACUACUGUGUUGGUGAUGAAAAUUCUUUAGGUGAGUGCCAAAGAAGAAUAAAUUAUAAGAUACAGGACUGCAUACAGGGAGCUAAUUAUACCUAUAUCCGGUGUGGCAAAAGGAAUCUGGAUUCAAAACUCUCUUAUUGGGGCAACAUUAGAAUCGCCUCCCCAACGUACCAGGAGGAUACGAUUCGAUAUGUGCAGGAUCAAGAUCGGUCAGUGCUGGAGAACAUUGAUAUCUACGGAGCUGGAAUGUUGCACGGGGAGAGAGUGGGGGCCAUUCAGGCCACCUACCGAUCACCGAAAAUCAACAACAUCAACAUCACAAACUGUCUGUGGAAUGGACUGGACAUCAUCGCUCCUCGCUACGAAAUGAAAAUCAAAACCAUGAACAUUGACCACAAUCUUGGUUAUGGCAUCAACUUCCUGAUUCUGAAUGGAGAGUCGAGGAAUGCAGAUCAGUCUUCCUUCCGGCCACUUCUACAGAACACGGUGCCCUACUUCAUGUCUGGGCUGGUGGACAUCUGUAAGAUGGAGAAGGAGCUGACCGUGAAGAACCGACUCAUCAUUUACUACAAGUACUCCCAGAAGUUAGUGGACUGUGUCAAGGUCAUCCGUAGCGAGAACCGCCUCCGUAAAGUGUCACUCAGGCUGCUACAGUUUAACUUGUAUUACGACGAGUUUUAUCGUAACUUACUGGAGAUAUACGACGGUAAUACUGUGACAGAAGAAAACAGAAUUGGAGUCCUUGAUGCUCACAGUAAAGCUGAAGCCACAAGAACACGCUACCUGAGUAAUUCUGAUACUAUUGGAGUCCACAUCCAUGCUUCCAAUGCCUAUGAGGACUAUGGAUUUAUAGCGGAGAUCACCACAUCCCCUCUCUCAGACCUGGCAUAUCCCGAUAGUACAGUGGAGCACCGCUUUGAGCAGAUGAUGGUUACAAACAAUGAAGACGGGGCCAUCCUCUACCAGAACGUAGGAGAGGUUUGUCCCUCCCUCUUCAUCGACAGCUGUAUGAUCGAGAACAACGGCCUUGGGAUCCUCAAUCUUACGUCACACCCUGUCAUUAACAUUGGCAUCCAAAACACCAAGAUCUUCAACUUCCAGCACAACUUUGUCAACAGGAACAAGGGCGGGCUCUACUGCCAGGCACUCACCACUUCAACACAAAACCUCCUCCGUGGAAACAUCACAAACAAUGUCUUUUCAUUCGGGAGCCAUGGUGAGACUCUUAACAUAAGUGGUCAUCAUUUCCAGAAGAUGCAUGUCUACGAGAAUUACAUCUUUAACAACUCGGCAGGGGAUUAUAGAGACAAUGUCCAUGUGCAGACGGUGGGGAUGAACUUUACGUUUAAUGUGGUGGUGAAUAAUACUGGGCACCACAUUGUGAGAACCUAUAGUGAGGUGGAUACCAGCGCCACUCAGCAAUACCUGGGAAACUACAUCUACCAAAAUAAUGCCACCGCUUUAUACCGAGCAGUGAUGGCGGUGGGCAGUGGGAAACCCGAGUUCAAGAAUAAUUACCUCGUGAACGAGGAAAGUGCAUUUGAACUCCUGACAAAUGAGAAACGAGAAUCGAUACAAGGAAUAAAGAUCCAGGAGACAAUUGUAGAUGCCACGUACAACUGGUGGGGGUCAGAACGCCGGGGCUACAUCAACGGGAAGAUCUGGGACGGGCGGGACAACAGUUCUCUGGUGGAGGUCAACUUUGAACCCUACAGAGUGACCAACUCCUCACUCGUAAAUGGUAAAUGUCCCCCAGGCUGGACGUUGAAUGCAGAUCGUUGCUAUAGAUACAUGGGGGCAGCUCUUCCCUAUGCUCAAGCGGGCCAGUUUUGCAGAGAUAACCUUGGAUUCCUGGCUGAGGCCGACAACCAGGCCCCCUUCCUCCGCUACUUGUUACGGCUGACAGAGAAUGUCUACACCAAGGACCUGAGGGUGUGGGUGUUCUCCGAGGUUGCCCCGGGCUACUGCAGUGCAUUCCAAGAUGACUACAUUGUAGCUGAACAAGAUUGUCAGAGGAUUUUACAUCCAUUCAUAUGCGAGAAAGACCCAUACAUAAACCCGCCAGGAAGUGAUGUUCUUGCCAUAGCUAUAGGAGUAUCUGCUGGUGUGUUUGGUACCGCUCUAAUUGUCAUCAUCAUUCUCGCCAUUCUAUGGAAAGUCAAGUCCAAGGGAAGAAAGGAGCAGAAAUUUGAAAGGCAAGCGUCCAUUCGCUCCUCUCUUAGGUCCUCAGUUAGGUCUCGCUCCAACAUGACUGUCUUGUCCACUGGGACCAACAAACGCCGAUUUGACGAUAAAUAUUCUGUGUCCUCUAAAGGGCACCUGAUAGAUGAUGAUGUCUCAUUGUCUAACAUAAGUCUUGAAUCUAGAAGUCGAGGUAGAGAGAGAAUGGAUAGGUCUUUGGAACGUUUGGAUGCACCUCGCCUUGGCUCUAGAGAUCGUUUAGAUCAGGUUAAUUCUUCUAAUGGGAGCUUGGGUAUGAUUUUGUCCAAUGGACACACUGGCUCACAACACAGACUCAUUAAUGGGAAAGGAAGUUUUGACAGACUGAAAGAUGACUCUCCAAGGAAUUCUCCCCGAAACUCUCCACGCUCCCAGAGACCCAUCAGAGCAACACUGGGCAGAAAUACUCAAGACAACAGCAGGAGUCGAGAAAACCUUCAACCUGAAGUAAAACCUGUACAGCCACCCCAGCCUCCAAAGAAAGCAAUUCUUCCCCCCGUGAAACCACCCCAAGUAAGGCCGCCAAACCCUCCUGUGGUCCCAGAGGAAACAGAUGGGGGUUACACAGAUGAUGGGUUCUCUGAGCACGAGUUUGAUGAUUUUACGACUACUGCUGAUGAAGCUGAAUAUUCCCCAAACAACAAACCAAACAGAGUGGAGAAUCAAAUCGAAUCUCUGAGGAGGCUUCCCAAUAUUUCAGAGAAGCCAGCAUAUGGAAGUGAAUCUAGUGUGGAUAUGGACCACAGAUCUAAGCAUCCCUCAAACUUUUUUCUUCUAGACACCCCACCCACACCCCCUCCUCCCCUCCCACUGGAUUCCUAUCCAAUGAAAACAAUGGUCAAUUCUCCGGUCCUGUCCGAUGCUUCGUCAAGAAGGCCCACCCCCCAGCCAAGGGGCCGACCAGUGGCGCCGCCUCGCUCCAACCUCGGCAGCAGUAAGGAGAGUCUUAACAGGAGUGUCAAUCCACUUCACCUGAGUCAAGGAGACCUGAAUCUCAUCGACAAGAAACCCUCGUGGCUAAAUGACCAAGUAAGAGAAACAAGUGCCAGCGAGAGUGACAGUGACUCGGAAAGUGUGAAUGAUUCGUUUAAUGAUGCAGGACACAAAAAUAAAGCAUUUCUGGAGAACGAGAAUCUUCCACGAACGGUGAGAGCCCCUGGAUAUACCCCGCCUCAGGAUCAAUCUGACAGGACGGAUUACUCCUCUCCAUGGAGAGAUGUUAGAUAUCCGUCGACAAAUCAAAGCAAUUCUAACCUCUCGCGUGGUUCACGUGAAAUGUCCAACAUGGAUUACUUGCAGGGGCCUUAUUCAAACCUAGGAUAUGAAGGCAGUCAGGAAAACAUUCCUUCUUAUGAUGAGGCCUUAAACGCCCCCAUCAAUGCCCCCUACAGUCCCGCCUACACAAACAGUAGCCUUCCUCCACCAUACUCCCCGCCCUCUUCACAACCAUUUUCACCCGUGGCUCAUAAUGUGCACUUCCUGCCCGGAGGUACCAAUACCCAACAUCCAGUGUACCGGAUUGGAAGUGUGAACAGUAUUCCCAUGUCGGGCAGUGACGGAUUACCCCGGGACAUAGCUUUCAUGGACUAUCGCAUGGGGAGUCAAAGCACCCUCCCUAACCCCGAUGGAAGCAUGCCUGACCUGUCCACUGGUGAGAGUCAAGCUGACCUUGCAGAGCCUGACCUUGACGAUAUGAAUGACACGCAGUACCAGCGGGACAUGGACCCAUUUCCCCAGAGUCCACGUGGAGUUCCCUCCUACCAGCAGCCCCCUGCCCAGGAUUUUCGGGAACCUCGCCGAACCCGGAGCAGGGAACAGCUGGAUCGGGCCUCUCCGUUCUCACAGCGUAGUCGGGACAGUCCAGUGCUCUACCUGGAUGACCAGAGACGGAACCAGCGGCGGCCUGAGCCGAUAGAGACAGAGAUCUGAUCCAAUCCAACCAGUGAUAAACUGUACCCAAGUAUUAACUCAUUGAAGAGGAACAAAUUAUCCAUUGAUGCUCUUAAUACUCGCAAAUCCAGUACUGAUGAAUGUUGUUACUGAUUACAGACAUAACCAUUAUGAAUUAAUGAUCUGUGCAAUAUUCUAUCAAACAAUUUAAUUUGGUUAAGGUUGUAACAUAUCAUGGAUGUUUUUUAUUUGUUGGAAUUGAAUUAUUCUUGCUGGCCAUAAUUUGUUGUUAUAUACAUGUAUAUGUUUAUAUAUAUAUAUAUCCACUAGUUAGGUGCUUGUACAUAUAAAGUAUGUAAUUUUAUACGGUAUGACAUUAAAAUAUCAAACUAAACACAUGUUUAUGUUAGCCAGAAUAUUAAUUUUAUCUUAGACUAGUUCAUAUUAAAUAACCUGGAGCACAUUUUUUAAAAGAUUAAUAGAAUCAAAAUUUUGACUUGAUGCAUCUUCUUCCUUCACAUCUGGCGUUUUCUUUUUGUUGACAAAGUUUGAUACCUCUUUACUUUCACUUUCUCAUUAACAUCAUAAGAGUUCUAUUCAUAACAAAGUUUCCCUGCAUAACAAGAACAACAGACACGUCUACAAAUACUGCAAUGUUUUUAGAUAAUCUACAAUUGAUAAUUAAAUCCAAUUGAUUUGUUUUGUUGAGAUAAUCGUUGUUCAGUGUGAUAAGUGUCACUGCUUGUGGUACGAGACGUGUCUGUUUUUUCCACUGUCUGAUGUAACCUCGGUGUUGUAACUCUCUUGUAGUGUCACCUGGUCCUCUCUCCACCUCUCCACCAUCAACAAAAGCCACACCUCUCUCUACACGGAGGAAGCUACUUACUCUCUCCGUAAAAGUAACCACUCGCUCAACCAAGGGGAGGCAAUCCAGACCAAUCUGCGUAAGACGG
Messenger RNA from Magallana angulata, 10825 nucleotides. Its product is annotated as protein bark beetle-like. The coding region runs from base 18 to 9911 and encodes 3297 amino acids. Lineage: Eukaryota; Metazoa; Mollusca; Bivalvia; Ostreida; Ostreidae. The transcript is spliced from 15 exons. Gene Ontology annotation, cellular component: membrane. The record is from RefSeq and is a predicted model, not a curated record.